AUGUCAAGUACAAAAAAAAUCCGUCAUGUUCAAGAAGAACAACAAUUUUCUGAUGAUGUUGACGAAAAGAUGGAUUUUAUCAACUCCCUGGAUCAUUAUUCAUUAGAAAAAAUAUUUAUGUUGCUGCCAAUAUGUGACAGAACAAAUUUGAAAAAAGUUUGUACCAGAUGGAAAGAGGUCUGUAAACUAGCUUGGUAUGACAUUAAAAAAUACAAAUGUAGCCAUACAAUUGGUGGUGCUUAUAAUAACCAGUUGCUGACACAAUCAUAUGUUGAAAACUUGAUAUUAAAUUGUGGUACUUAUUUACAAGAAUUAAUUCUUUCAAAAAUUUGCACUUCAAGUAUCAUGCCAAUCAUUGGUGAACACUGCAAAAAUUUAACAAGAUUUGAAUUUGUGUUUAACGAGAUUGGACAGACAACAAAGUUAAAAUCUGAAAUACUCAGUAGUCUGCCAGAAGAAAUUAAUGAAAUUCAUGUAAUCGUUGAAACAAGUAACAGGUUAAAAACUCCAUGCUUUUUUGAUUUAGAAAAAUUUAAAAAUCUCCAUAGUUUGACAAUAAGUGGCUGCAAACUCGACUCUAUUAUCCAACAAAUAUCAGAAAAAAUAAAGAUAACAGAUAUGGUUCUGCAAAAGUUAACAGAAUUAAAAAAUCUCGAGUGUUUAGAAUUAUGUUUUCCGCAAAAGAUCAGUGACGAAUCUGUACUUGCAAUAUCAAACAAUUGUAAAAAACUUAAACAUCUGGAAAUUCCACAUACUCGUAGAUUAUAUUCUUUUGGUACGGAAGAUGAUGAAGAUGAUGAUGAUGAUACUGAUACUGAAGAUGAUUCGGAAAAUAAUGUUCAUGAUGAUGAACCAGUUCCUCGUGUAACCGUUUUUGAUGAUUUAUCAAAAUUAAAAUAUCUCGAAUCUUUAAAUGUGUCAGGUGCACAUAAAUUUACUGAUAGUAGUAUUAUUGCUAUUGCAGAUAAAUGUAAAAGUCUUAAAAAUUUAAAUAUAUCUCAUUGCAAAUAUAUUACUGAAGCAGGUCUUAAUGCCAUAACCAAUUUGGAAUUAUUACAAAAAUUAAAUGUCAGCAAUGUUAAAAGUGUUACAAACAGUUUUAUCAUCAAAUUAAAAGGUUUAACAUCUUUAACAGCAAACAAGUGCAAAAAAAUCACUGAUUCUGGUAUCAUUCAAUUUUUAAAAAAUUGCUCAGAUCUUAAACAUCUUCAUCUCUCCAACACUAACAUAACAAUUGAUACAAUUAUUGCUGCUGACCGGGAAACCGAAAACCGUAGAAAUGAUAUUAUUUUGUAUAUACACUGUAUAGGUCAUCGAGUGUUUAAAAAAUCCUGUGAGCCAAUAAUUAAAUCUAAAUGGUUGGUUGUAUAUUAUCAUGAAUGGAAAAUCCUUUGA
Molecule: messenger RNA, 1395 nt
Organism: Aphidius gifuensis
Lineage: Eukaryota; Metazoa; Arthropoda; Insecta; Hymenoptera; Braconidae
Product: F-box/LRR-repeat protein 14-like
Exons: 5
Coding region: 1-1395 (464 amino acids)
Biological process (GO): SCF-dependent proteasomal ubiquitin-dependent protein catabolic process
Cellular component (GO): SCF ubiquitin ligase complex
Molecular function (GO): protein binding
Source: RefSeq, a predicted model, not a curated record